Messenger RNA from Racocetra persica, 209 nucleotides. The record is from the annotation of a GenBank genome assembly. Lineage: Eukaryota; Fungi; Glomeromycota; Glomeromycetes; Diversisporales; Gigasporaceae.
GUUUAUUGAAAAGAUAUAAACCUAAAGACUUGAGAGAUUUCGAAGAAUAUUCUAUUAUUCAAGUCUCUUUUCAGACGUUCACCUAUAAAAAUUACAGAGACGGGAUGGAAUAUUACGGUACUAAGUCUAAAAAAUAUUUAAAAAUAUCUAAUAUUGAUGAAAAUGAAAUCAUUGAGCAUUUAAAAGAACUGGUUUUCGAUGAUUAUGUA